UUUUAAUUAAGAUUUCUUUGAUUUUAACCAAAUCAUGAACAUAGGUCAAUGAAUGGUAGAAGUUUGAAUACAUUAGUUAAAUCCAAGUUGUGUGAAUUUGAAUUAAACUUAAGUCACAAAUUCAAAUCAAAUUAUUUUUUAUUUGAGACGAAUUUGAAUAAUCUUUUGUUUUGAUUCAACAAUCUCAAAUUGAAUUUAGGCCCAAUUAUUUUUUUAUUCAAACCUAAUUCUGGUUGUAUCCACACAUAGUUUUCUUUCACCUUAUUUAAUAUUUGAUAAAACUAAGAGUUUUUUCUUGUAAGACAUCAAUUUCACAAAAAAAAAAAGAAAAUUAUGUUUGUUGAUCGAAUAUUGUUUCAUGAGUAAUAUUAAUACCCAUUCACACACAUGUUAAUUAAAGAUUUAAUCGUGUACCCUAGGCUGGAGAGCGCUCUCUGUCUCACUCACUCUUUGCAAGGCCCGUUGCUCCUAUUUUUUGUUCUCCUUACAACCAUUUCCAUCCAAAUGUGCUUCAUCUUCUUAGCAUUUUUAAGCUUUUGCUGCAGGUGUUAUGGAGAGUGACAAUGAACUAACCCUCACUAAUCCAAGUUAUUAUUGAACAGAAGUCAGAUGUAUAAACAAUAUUGGGAAAUCUCGUGUUCCUGCAGAUUCUCGUCAUUUUGUUUUCUUUUGCAUUUCUUCUCAGCCAUUUAUUUCUUUUCUCGAAAUGCAUAUGGAAAACCCAUAAACCAAAAUUUUCUGUGGAAGCAUUUGUUCUUUUUCUCAAACGGGGUAUGGAAUCAUUUAUUUAAGUUUGGCACACCUAAGAAAAGAAAGCAAUUUUAAAAAAAUAUAAUGACAGCUUUAAAACUUUGUUGCUAUAAACACUAGUUUCUGUCAUGGUUUUUCUGCAGAAACAGCUGGAACCAAGUUAUUGUAAAUGUCUUGUUCCAUUUGUCUUUCAAGUCGUUCAAGAGUUUUAUAUUACACGAGUGAAACGAUUUUUCUUUGCACUCAAAGUUUGCUUGGUUUCAUUCGCUCUUUCUCUGAACCCAGAUGGAAAUAAUUUCAGAUAGUAUUGUUGGAACAAUUGUUCUUGGAAUGGGAGGAGUUGGCAAGAUUACAGAGAAACAUCUUCCUGAACCGCACCCUGCCUAUGUUAAAGCAGAAAGGAUCAAGAAAGCCAGAAAUUUUCAACUUCUCCUCACUGCUGCAAAUGUUUCUGAUCAUAGUGACCUGCAAGAUGAUGCUGCUGCUGCCGUUUUAAGUGUUGCAGAGGUCACCGGAAGCAAUGUAGUCUUAGUUGCAGAAGAUAAGCUCAUGAGAAUACUACUAUUUCAAGUGUUUCCCAUGAAGGGAAGACAGUGGGAACUGAUGGUUGUGGAUGUAUAGGCUAUCCAGUAGUGCUAUUAAGCUUUAAAGCUUUCAUUCUGAAGCAGAUAUAACUGUGAAAUUGAAUAGCCAGUGUUGAAAA
Messenger RNA from Mangifera indica (mango), 1453 nucleotides. RefSeq names its product formate dehydrogenase, chloroplastic/mitochondrial-like. The record is from RefSeq and is a predicted model, not a curated record. Lineage: Eukaryota; Viridiplantae; Streptophyta; Magnoliopsida; Sapindales; Anacardiaceae. Bases 1036 to 1371 code for a protein of 111 amino acids. The transcript has 3 exons.